Microcebus murinus (gray mouse lemur) is the source of this 2836-nucleotide messenger RNA. NCBI's taxonomy places the organism in Eukaryota, Metazoa, Chordata, Mammalia, Primates, Cheirogaleidae. The record is from RefSeq and is a predicted model, not a curated record.
UGGGCCAUGAGAUGACCCUCGCCAGAUGCCAGUGUCAUGCUCUUGGACUUUGAGUUGAAUAAACCUCUUUUCUUUGUAAAUUACCCAAUCUGUGUUAUUCUGAUACAGCAGCAGAGAGCAGCUGAAGACAGGGGCACAGAGCAGCAACAGCAAGAGGGAUUAGAGAAGACACAGGGAAGAGCUUUCUAGAAGAGCGUUUGUGUGACUGGGAAAUAUCUAUUGCAGGGUUACAGAAGAAGGAACGACAGAUACCUUCAGGGGUGGAGGAGAAGCGGGCUGGCAGGCUGCAGGGAAUCUGGAGCUGUCUGCUUGGUUAGCUGUGCUCUCCUCCAGGACUGCAGGGGAAUCUGGGCUCUUUGCUGGACAUCCAAGAGUGGACCCAGCUCUCCCCUGAGAGACUUCCUGAAAGGACUCAACAGGUCUGACCAUGCACUGGCUGCGGAAACUUCAGGGCCUUUGCACACUAUGGGGUGCUCAGAUGUCCAGCCUCACUCCCCACAUUACUGUGAGGCAACUGGCAUCGGUCCAGUGGGGCCGCCAGGAAGUUCCUGCCACGUUUAACUUCGCUAGAGAUGUGAUCGAUCACUGGGCUGACAUGGAGACGGCUGGCAAGCGACCGCCGGGCCCCGCCCUGUGGUGGGUGAGUGACAGAGGGGAGGAAGUGAAGUGGAACUACAGGGAACUGAGUGAAAUCAGCCGGCAGGCGGCCAAUGUCCUCCUGGGGCCCUGCGGCCUGAGGCGCGGGGACUGUGUCGCAGUGGUGCUGCCCCGUGUGCCCCAGUGGUGGCUGGCGACCCUGGGCUGUAUGCGAGCAGGACUCAUCUUCACACCUGGGACUGUCCAGAUGAAAUCUGCUGACAUACUCUAUAGGCUGCAGUUGUCUAAGGCCAAGGUCAUUGUGGCUGGAGAUGAAGUGGCUCAAGAAGUAGACAUGGUGGCCCCUAAGUGUCCUUCUCUGAGAAUGAAAGUCCUGGUGUCUGAGAAAAGCCAAGACGGGUGGCUGAACUUCAACACACUACUAAAAGAGGCAUCCGCCACUCACCGCUGUGUGGAGACCGGAAGCCAGGAAGCCGCGGCCUUUUAUUUCACUAGUGGGACCAGCGGCCCUCCCAAGAUGGUGGAACACUCCCACGCGAGCCUUGGCCUCAAGGCCAAGAUAGAUGCUGGCAUUUGGACAGACCUGAAACCCUCUGACAUAGUAUGGACUGUGUCAGACACAGCUUGGAUACUGAACAUGAUAGGUGCAUUUCUGGAACCCUGGACAGCAGGAGCAUGCACAUUUAUCCAUCACUUGCCAAAGUUUGACCCAGUGGUCAUCCUAAAGAGAAGUCCCAACAGCGAGAAGGCCCUCGCCAGAGACAGCUCCUUGACCUCAGGCUUUCCAGCCUCCAGAACUGUGCUAUCCACCUACCCAGUCACCAACCUGAUGGGCGCCCCCAUCAUUUUCCGGAUGUUGCUACAACAGGACCUCUCCAGUUACAAGUUCCCACACCUAAAGAACUGCUUCAGUGGAGGGGAGAGCCUCCUUCCGGAAAUUCUGGAAAAGUGGAGGGCCAUGACGGGGCUGGACAUCCGAGAAGUCUAUGGCCAGACAGAAACGGGGCUCACUUGCAGAGUCUCCACGACAAUGAAAAUCAAACCAGGCUACAUGGGAACAUCUAUUCCCAGUUACGAUGUGCAGGUCAUAGACAAUGAGGGCAAUGUCCUGCCCCCUGGCACAGAAGGAGACCUGGGCAUCAGGGUCAAACCCCUCAGACCUGUAGGCAUCUUCUCUGGCUAUGUGAAUGAUCCCCAGAGGGUAGCAGACAACAUCCGAGGAGAUUUUUGGCUCCUGGGAGACCGAGCAAUCAAGGAUGAAGAUGGCUAUUUCCAGUUCCUGGGGCGGGCAGAUGACAUCAUUAAUGCCAGUGGAUACCGGAUUGGGCCCUCGGAGGUGGAGAAUGCACUGAUGGAUCACCCUGCUGUGGUCGAGACGGUUGUAGUCAGCAGCCCAGACCCCGUCAGAGGAGAGGUGGUAAAGGCAUUUGUGGUCCUGGCCCCAGAGUUCCUGUCCCGUGACCGGGACCAGCUCACCAAGGAGCUGCAGCAGCAUGUGAAGUCAGUGACAGCCCCAUACAAGUACCCAAGGAAGAUGGAGUUUGUCUCAGACCUGCCGAAGACCAUCACAGGGAAAAUUGAGCGAGUCAAGCUUCGAAAGAUGGAGUGGAAGAUGUCUGGGCAAGCCCGGGCCCAGUGAGGCUUCCAGGGGGCUCUCAUUUGGGCUCUCCUCUUCUCUCCCUUUCUCUUUCCUUUUGGGGCCCCGGCCUUCCUGCGAGGAUAUGAGAUUCUUUAUGAAAAGGCAUGCAUGUAAUUUUUGUCUUUCUUUGGUUAUUAGCACAAGACACGUCCAUGUUUGAUGUGAAAGAAGAAAGAGAGGGAGGAAUGACAGAGAGAAAAGGGGAGGGGAACAGAAAGAGGAAAGACACAUAAGUCAGAGAAAGAUUAAAACAGCAAGGGAAAGCAAGGGAAAAAGAAACAGAGUAGGGAGACAGGGAAAGGAGGGAAUGAGGAAGAAACAAGUGGAACAGGAGGAAGGAGAAAAUUUAGCAAGGAAAGAAUUGAAGGAUGUAUCAGAAAAGCUAAGAAAGAGAGAGAGAGAGAGAGAAAGAAGGAAGGAGGGAAAGAGAGAGGAAAAAGAAAGAAGGAGAAGGGAGGAAAAGAAAGAGAGGAAGAGAGGGAGGGAGGAAGAAAGAAAAGACUGCGAUCAAUAAAAAUAGUAAGAGAAGCUGAUGGAGAAAUGAUGGAAGGCAGGAAGGAUGGGAGGGAAGGAGGAAAGGCGGGACACUUGUAAGUAUUC